Molecule: messenger RNA, 2463 nt
Organism: Sclerotinia borealis F-4128
Lineage: Eukaryota; Fungi; Ascomycota; Leotiomycetes; Helotiales; Sclerotiniaceae
Source: the annotation of a GenBank genome assembly
AUGACGACUGGGCCAACAAGCAUCUCAAUUGCUAAUGAUGCAACUUCGAAAAGGUCCUUCACUGCGAUUACGCUUUCUUCACCACCUUCACCAGACUUAAGUGGGAUAUCUAAUACAUACUGGGGAAUACAAUCAACCCAGCGCGCACGCGAAUCAUUGGCGCAGGCUCCAGUAGUCAAGCGUCGCGAUCUUUCUCGGCGGCGAAAAAUGCCAUCAGCAGCUGGUCCCCGAAUGUACGAGAAUCAUAUACCUUCGUUCAUGUCAGUAUAUGGUAUGGAUUCGAACAUAAUGGAUGGAUCAGCGUUAGGCGGCACUCGCACCAAACUACCGGCUAUUCCGUAUAACAAUCAACAAGCACAUAAGAAUUCAGAAGUCAAGAUCGACAGCAACUUGCUUCAAAUACAUUCCCAUCAGCAUCGCGAAAGCACUUCAACGCAAGCAUCAGAUUCGACAGACUCUUCACCCACAACGACAGUAUCUACAGUAGAUUCAUCUUCACUAUCAGACCCAUCACCAAGCUCGUCACCUGAAUCACCAACUACACUUGUCCCAUUAUCUUCAUUCACUGGAUCUUCUUUUGGGCUAGAUUCUUUCCAAAACUUAAAGAUGGGCGAAAUAGAUACAAGGCCGCCGCCAAUAACCGUUGAACGACCCAUGACUUCACCUUCGCCAAGAAAAAAGAAUCCCAAAAGUCUGGCUCUCAACCUCCGACCAAGCAUUGAUGAAUUCACGUCAGAACCACCUUCCCCUUCUUUCAUUAAGCCACCGCCAUUAAAGGCCAGAAAAAAGCCAAGCAUAUUAAGUUUAAAUACGGGAACAGCCAACAUGACUUUAGAACCUUUGGCACAACAAGGCAUGUCUUCAAUGCUGCAACGGAGAAGUCUGAAACAUUCUGUCUCGUCGCCGCAAAUGCUGUCAAUGACAACGCCAGGCUUUGGUCCUGGUGGGGGAAUGACUUUCGGUGAUCCGUCUAGAGGCUUUGGGGGAUUGAGAUUGAAGGAAUCUGGCCCUCCGAGGGAUACAUUCACUAUCAAUGAAGAUGAGGCACCCUCGCCAACAGGAGUUCAGAUGGCAACCCGAGCUCCAGGGAUGUGUAUCGGCGGUGAUUCGUUUGACAGACCACCUACUGGGGAGGAUUGCAAGUCUCCAUCAUAUCCUGACGGUCCGAUUCUUAUGCACGAACCAGGCAUACAUCUGUAUUCAGAGCCUAAUAUGGAGGAAGCUGCGGCGUUUGAUGUUGUGAUUAAUGUCGCGAGGGAAGUCAAAAAUCCGUUUGAGGCAAAGCUCGAGGAGAUGAAGAGGGAGAAAGAGGAGAUGCCAAAAAGACUUAAUUCUGCAGCUGUCGAAUCCAGAAAUAACCCUGUGGAUCCGUACGCCGAAAUUCCCGGUACAGCUGGAACCAUUUCCUCUUUUCAAACUGCUUACGAGACUCAACCGGCUGGUUCCGAAUCGAGAUCUGCGGAGUCCUCCCCAUCCACACCACGACCUAGCACCUCAGAAAUGAAGAUUCCCGAGUACAUCCAUCUUCCUUGGGACCAUAAUACAGAUGUGCAAGAUGAAUUGUGGGAUUUAUGCCAAACCAUAGAAUCGAGAUCUAAGGAGGGAAAGAAGGUUCUUGUGCAUUGUCAACAAGGUGCUAGCCGAUCAGCAACCUUAAUAAUUGCAUAUGGAAUGUAUAUCAACCAGGAUCUAUCAGCAAACGAAGCGUACAAUUUGGCACAAUCGAAGUCCCGUUGGGUCAAUCCUAAUAUGUCUCUUCUCUUCUCGUUAAAUGACUUCAAAAAGGUUAUCGAAAGAAAGAAGAUAGAGAAACAGACAGCGGAGAACAAGGACAUUGUUAUGAGGAAUAAAAGCCUGAAUAGGCACAGGCAAUCUCAAUCUGCCAAUGGUCUCGAUACCGCAUCGUCUCCUGGUCGUACCAGAGUAGACUCGUCUCCUGUUUCACAACCUAGAGAUCCAGCUAUCCGUGAGCCUGUUCUUAUGGAAACAGCCCCUGUCAAGAACUCUGAAGUCGAAGAAGAGACAACUCCUGACUGCAAUUCUGCAAUUGAUCGUCUAAGCCGUUUUAACUUUGGUUUUGGCGAUAUUCCACGAUUUGAACCUUUCACAAAGUUUGAAGAUAGUUCCAAAAUCGAGCGUCUACCAUCACAACAAGAUAAAUGGCAGCUCGAUAUGAUGUCCCCUCGGCUACAGGAUGAUGACACGCAACCUGACAUAAUGUCGCCACGAAUAACCAAGAUGACUCACAAUCCUCUCGAACACGCUUUCUCGCGUGGUAUUCCACAAGAAUCUUCCAAUGAAACACCCAGCCUUUUCUCUCCACGUGGGUUCGAUUUUCAGCGGACAGCAUUCUUUCCUCCGACCGUCGCCAUUCACCCAAACCUCCCACCCGCACAAGAUCCUAGAAGCCCACCUAUAACGGGAGAAGCGACUAUCACUCGAUCUAUCGACGAUUUUCUUUGA